This is a messenger RNA of Pygocentrus nattereri (red-bellied piranha), 3361 nucleotides long. RefSeq names its product connector enhancer of kinase suppressor of Ras 1 (gene cnksr1). Bases 169 to 2529 code for a protein of 786 amino acids. Gene Ontology annotation, molecular function: protein binding. The transcript is spliced from 21 exons. The record is from RefSeq and is a predicted model, not a curated record. NCBI's taxonomy places the organism in Eukaryota, Metazoa, Chordata, Actinopteri, Characiformes, Serrasalmidae.
AACUUCUCGCAACUUCUGAUUGGCUCUCUCGGCUUUCUCUGUUACCUGUCCGUGUGGGCGUGGCCUAUUUCCAGCGCACCUUUCCUUUCCUUCAGCGCACCUUUUCCACCCUCCCUCCUCGCGCGUUAAGGGUGAGUCCACCGGGGUGGGUGUCCCGUGUGUCCAGCCAUGGAUUCCGUCUCGAGCUGGAGCUGCGCGCGAGUGAGCACCUGGCUCAGAGGUGUGGAUUCGUCCCUUCAGCAGUACGCGUUUGAGAAGUGGAAGCUGUGUGGAACUGACCUGCUACAGUUAACAUCUCAGCAGCUGGACAAGCUUGGAGUGCAGAAGAUCGGUCAUCAGGAGCUCAUCCUGGAGGCGGUGGAGAAGCUCUGCAGUCUGACAUACAGUGUGUGUGGGGAGACUCUGCGCAGUGCAACAGAGAAGUUGCACGCGGUGGCUCACUCUCUGCAGAUGAACAUUCAGAGCCGCUGGCGCAUAAACACAUAUGACGGACAGAGCACCACCCAGCUGCCCACUGCAGUACUGCAGGCGGUGGUGGAGAUCAUCACUGCAGCGAAGGCUCUGUUCUACAUGUUACAGAGGUAUCAGUGUACACAGUUUACGGGACACAGUUCCAGCAAGAACAUCAAUACUUUGUGUAUGGAUCUAGGUUCCACUGUCCACAAGGACGUCACAGUGUUUGAAAAGGAGAAGGACAUCAUAUCUAUCUCUCGUCAGUUGGUGGGAAUCUGUGAUGAAAUUCUCAGCAGUGUUCCAGAGGCUGUUCUUACCCACAGUGCUCAGCUGCACAGUGUAGACCUGGUGCCCAUCUCACCUGGAGACCAACUGGGUAUUGAGAUCACGUCCACUGCAUCCAACCAUCACUACAUCUCUGGAACAGCAGCUGAGCCUCCAGCAGAGUUUGCAGAGAAGAUCUUGGCGGGAGACGAGGUCAUUCAGGUCAACGACCAGAACGUGGUGGGCUGGAGCAGGAAGAACCUGGUGGAGAAGCUUCAGGAGAACCCAAAGGGGGUGUUUUUACUACUAAGACGCACUCCGGUGUCUCUCAGACAGAAAGAGAAAACCAAAUCUGUAUCUGUCGCUCCAUUGCACAGCAAACCGGCAUCUGUCUCUUCAGAGAGGGAAGAGGAAGAGGAGGAGGACGAGACGAACAGGGGCUCCGUCUUUGAGAGAGUGGCUUCAUCCAUCCGCUCUAGUGUGUCCAGGGUCUCAGUGUCGCCCCCUGAUGGGCCACAGCUGAUAGUGCAGGACGACUCUGAGCUGUUAAGUGAUCAUAGCUUUGAUGGGACCCCCACUACACAUGCCCACCAGCAGGGGGCAGACUCUGGUUCAGUGUUAGAUUGCAGUGUGCGCACUGUGGAAAGAAGUCCAUCCUCCCUCAGCCUGGACUCCAACCGGGUCAGGGUUGGCUCCUGCCCUGAGAUGGUGGGCAACGUGGAGGAGAAGGAGAACAAGAAAAGCUCCACCAAAGGCACUCGGACAGCGAUGAGCCGUAGGCGGGUGUCGUGCCGUGAGCUGGGCCGGCCAGAUUGUGACGGAUGGCUGUGGAAGAAAAGGAAAGAGACGAGCGUGUUCGUGACUCAGAAGUGGCAGCGAUUCUGGUUCGUUCUGAAGGGAGUGACGAUGUAUUGGUACACCAGCCAACAGGAGGAGAAAGCAGUGGGCAUGGUGAAGAUCGGCAGCUACAGCAUAGAGAGCGCAGGAGAGCACAAGAGGAAGUAUGUCUUCAAGAUGUUCCAUCCCCGUUUCCAAAGCUUCUUCUUUGCUGCCGACAACGUUACUGAUAUGAGCAAGUGGAUCAAUUGUCUGAUCACAGCCAUUCAGAAAUACAAAAAGCUGCAGCAGAAUCCUCCAGACAGUGAAGCCGAGUGUUACAGUGAGACGGAGUCGGAGGAGGACGGAUCAAACUCGCCGCGUACGCUAAAGAAGAAAGUAUCUACGAAGGCCCAAUGCAACACACUCCCUCGAUCACUGGGGAGGAAGAACAAACCAGCUGGAGGCGCUGCAGUGACCUCUUCACCAGCAGGGGGCAAUAAAGGUGCAGGUGAGGAUGAGAUGGGUGAGCUGUUUAAUAAGCUGAAAGAGGGAGGAGUGUCUCUGAUUGGUCAGAAUCAGCCGGUCACUCAUGAUCAGCUCAGGAGGUCGUUUAUCCGCCGAAACAAAAACCCUGUCAUCAACGAGAAGAUCCACACACUGCGUGCGCUGCAGAGCACACUCAAGGCAAAGGAGGCGGAGCUUGUACUCCUUAAUAAGCUUCUGGAAGAUUCUGAGCUAACGCCGCUGAAGUUCCGUCAGUGGAAGCAGCGGAACGAGGAGCUGCACCAAGAGAUCGAGAAGCUUGCUGCUGAAAAAAGAAAAAAACACACAGAAACGACCACAGGGAAGACAGCCAGCGAGGCCUGCAGUCUGAGCCUGAGCGAUGGAGAGCAACUGGUGGACGCCGAGCUGCCUAGCAACCAAGAUCCCCGGCCGGAAAACUCUGGCAGAAGAGCGGAAAGCAACUCCCCAGAUAAUUACUUCUACAUUUGAGCUCAUCGAAUGUAGAAGUACAGUACAUUUGAGCUACUGGUCACUGGGGUUUCUUUAGACCUCUUAUUUAUGGAGCAGUCCCAGACUCUGACCAGUGUCCAUUCAGAGCCUGGUUGGAACUGAUGUCAAAUGUUUCCAUUUGCCACCUUGUUCUUAUGAGAAAAACUUGAUGUGAGUGUUGCUAAGCAACAUUAAUAUUUUUAAAGCUAGCUUGCUAAGCUAGCUAGUUGUAGUGGCUCAUUUUGAAUGAGUUCCAUUUGUUUUAUUCAUAUAUACCUAUUUUUUUACUUAAGUGGAACUCCAAAGACCAGGUGACCCACCAGUUAGUGAGGUUCAUUACUGCACUGGCCAACAUUUUAUAUGUAUUUGUACAUUUAUCUUUUAAAAUAUGCCUAGAAUAUGAAUUGUUGAUUCAUGAAUAUGAAUAUGAAUUUGCAUAGAAAUAGCACUGGACUUAUAAGAAAGAAUGUGGGAUGAGUCUUUGUCAUUGUGCCCGUGCAGUGAUGGACCUUUACUUUUAUGACCGCGUUUUCAAUCAUACACAGAAUGAACGGACCCUUUAUAAGCCAUAUUGUCUUCACUGGAGAGAAAUCCAAGUCUUCAUGUUACCAGCAGGAUCUGCUUUGAACCAGAGAAGUGCUUAGUGGACACUCCAAAUGCAACACUGGACCUCACACCUGAUUGGGAGAGUGAAUUGUCCUCUCUAUGCUCCGCCCACAAUGUUGGGUAAGCUCUACAGAACUCUGAUAAAAAUCCCAUUAAACCUAAUGAGAAACUGUAGAACAGACCCAGUUUAUAUCACAAUACCUACAUUUAGAGUCAGUUAUUCAUU